Mytilus californianus (California mussel) is the source of this 2476-nucleotide messenger RNA. RefSeq lists its product as uncharacterized. Gene Ontology annotation, biological process: protein deubiquitination. Gene Ontology annotation, molecular function: cysteine-type deubiquitinase activity. Lineage: Eukaryota; Metazoa; Mollusca; Bivalvia; Mytilida; Mytilidae. The record is from RefSeq and is a predicted model, not a curated record. The coding region runs from base 253 to 1926 and encodes 557 amino acids. The transcript is spliced from 7 exons.
UCAGCGCCAUGCAGUGUCGUAUUGACUUUUCUUACACGUCAAUAUUUUACUUUCCUAAUCAAACGGCUAAUAUAUGAAGGGAUUUAAACGUUUAAACACGGCUUUUGAUUGUCAUUUUGUUCAGAUAAACAACUCGUUGUCAAGCUUAUUGACCCGUAAACUUAAGGUUAACUGACGCACAAUUAAACUACGCUUGGUACGUAAACACAGGAAGAGAGGCAUAUAUAACCAUUUGAAACGAUAAACAUCAAAAUGAGUGUGUCAGGACCUGAUAUUGGUUUCACAGACUUUACAGAUCUCGGUAAGGGUUACAGAGGAUAUGCCCAUCAACUAACGUCAUUAUUUAACGAAUGUGAUUUUGGCAUAAUGGACACACAUCGUCAUACUAUUGGCUUCAAAGAAGCAUCUAGAAGACUUAGGAAGCAAAUGAUGGAGUCUUUUGAAUAUAUAGAAAUUCAAACAGGUAGAUUGGUAAAAGAAUUUAAUAUUGGUAAAACACAUGUUUACUCUCAGUAUACAAUUGAUUUCAAUCCAACACAGCCGUCAACUUGGGCCACCUAUGGAGGUUUACCUGUUAGUUGGGAAAAUUAUAAAAAGAAAAGAUUUGACGGAAUGAUUGCGUUAAGUUGUGUAAUAAAGGAUAUUAUUCCCCAAGUUAUUCGCGACACCAACAAAGCCUUAGAAAUGAAUCAUCAUAGCUAUGCAGCUGGAUUAGCACAGUCCUUGGUACAGUAUUACCUUCUACAAAAUCCUGAUGAUAGGUUACGCAGUGUAACUGUUGAGGAUCUGGGAAACAAGACUGGGAAAGAUGAACUUGGUUCCCCAGCUAGUGUAAUAUAUGUAGCGUAUAAACUAGAACCUAAGACGACCAAUUCGUUUCAGGAGUUACAAAUUAAAGAUGAACCUGAUGAUUUCAUAGUUAAUCAGUCAGCUAUAGAUCUAUUAGAGACAAAACUGUCAGGUGAAGGAUUAUACUUCCGUGGUGAGAUAUCAAAUGAUGGAAACUCGUUUUUCCGAUCAUGCAGUGACCAACUUGAAAGAUUAGAAAUGCCGUCCAUGGACCAUGCUGAACUAAGACAGAAGAUUGCUCAGCAAAUGAGAGGAAUUCCUACAGAUCACAUUUAUGAAGCACAUUUUACAAAUGAAGAAUGGAAGAUAUUUCUUAAGAAGAUUGCCGAAGACGGAGAACACAUUGAAGAUAUUGUUGUUGAACAAAUGGCAAUAAUAUUAAAAAAGAAAAUAGUCAUAUAUUCACUUUCAUAUGCCAAUGCAAUUAGUAAAAAGUCAAUUAAUGACGAGGCAUCCGGGACUCCUUUAUUACUUGGAAAGGAAAAAAGUUAUUACACAAGUCUUGAAAGAGGCCAGGGUACUUCGCCUGUCAAUCAGGAAAAACAAAAUACACCUCAAAAGAGACCAGCGAAAAAUGUUUAUUUUACUGGCGAUGCGCCACCUGAAAAACAACCUAAACAAGAAAAGGCAGCAGACAGGAAGCCGAAUGUGUCAUUUGGUGGAGAUGUAAAACCAGACAAGGACUCUGACAAAUCUGCCAUGUUUUCAGGCAAACCUAUUAAAACCUCUACACCAGUGAAGAUUCAGCAAGAGGGACCAUCAACUGAAGGAAUGCCAACUAAUACAAACACAAAACAAGUCACUAAACCAAUAAAGAAAAUAACAAAGGAUGAAAAGUUAUUGAUCCUACGCUGUUACCAUGCAUUAGAGGUGAAAGACUGGGAUAAACUGACUGAAAUGGUGUACAGUAAAAGACAAGAAAAACUGUCACGUGAAAUAGUUCAUCAUUAUGAACAAAAUUUAGAUCUGAAAACAACACUGAAGAACAGAAUAAAAGACUACAUAUUGAGAGUAAAAAAAGACAAAGGAGAACACGAGAAGGAUCCAGGAGUAAAGGCUCUAAUACAGCUGAUUUGAUUGCUCACUUAUAAAAUUACUUACACAUUAAAUAUGCAUUAAAUACGCCAUAUGUGUGCAUAUACACGCACAAUCUUCCGAAACAUUAUAUCCUGAUGAAUUUUCCGUACGAUGUUUAGUUUCAUUAUUGUUUUCAUUUCAUUGAUGUGCACUAUAUUGCAUUUUUAUAGAACUCCUGAUUUCGUCAAGUUUAAUAGUUAAGUUCAGUGUAUUUUUUAACAUUGUUUUGUUUUAUUAUAUGAUUCAUAGUUUCAAUUAGUCAUGAAAGUUCAUUUAAUUGCUCGCAUUUUUUGUAAUUUUAUAUGAUUCAUGUUUGUCAAGUCAUCAUUCUAGUUUAGUUCAUUGUUUCAAAUUUUGUAACUUUAUAUAAUUCAUGUUUGCCAUUUUAGUUUAAUUGAUUAGUUCCCAUUGUUUCAUUUUUUGAUAUCAUUCAUGUUUGUUAGUUCGUUAUUCAAGAUCAACCCACUUCUUCACAUUGCUGUGUAUGGUUAUAUAAUUCUUAAUAUCGAUAUGUAACACACAACAUAUUUAAUAAAGACAGUGUUUUUUA